This is a messenger RNA of Trichoderma harzianum CBS 226.95, 1122 nucleotides long. RefSeq lists its product as hypothetical. Lineage: Eukaryota; Fungi; Ascomycota; Sordariomycetes; Hypocreales; Hypocreaceae. The record is from RefSeq and is a predicted model, not a curated record. The transcript has 2 exons. The coding region runs from base 1 to 843 and encodes 280 amino acids.
AUGGAACCAGUUGAUAUUUUGCUUCUUGAAGGAGACCCUGAGUCAGGAUUCCGCACCAAAAAUGUACCAGGAGAAACUGCCCGCAGCGUUCUCAUCGAUCGUGGUGAAGCGCUCGUCUUACGAGCUGCUCUAGUCAACGUUACACAUGGCAAUUUUACACCGGCUGAAGAUGCGGCAUCGUUGCUCAUCUUCCAUUUCAGCUUUAUAGCGGUCAACAGCUCGCAUAGGUUCACCAGCGGUCAGAUCAAGCUCGUCUUUAACGACGAAAGUGGCGAUGAUAGGAACCGCCCCGAGGUCUUUGCCAUUGCGCCGCAAGGCAAAUUCGCCAUCAAUAAGGCCGUAUCCACGAAAGACGUCAAACAGUCACUCACAGCUAGUCUUAAAGGAGAGUUCACGGGAGUUGGCGGAGAGCUUGGGUACACUACGCAAGUGCAGAGCACGGAACAUGCGACUACGUUAACGGGCUCCAAGCGCCUCUUGGAAACUGGCUGGGGCAAGGGCAACAGCGCCAUAUGGACCCUGGCGGAAGAUCCCAAACUGAAGCAAGGAAUACCGAGCUUCCUCCGGACGGCAGUACUGCUCCGCCGAAGGGAUGAAGUUCCGUUCAGCUUUAAUAUCACGGUUAAUACCGAUGUUGACAUCGGUAGCAGGCUCCGGCAGCUAAUAGGCCGCGAAAGGCCAGAUCCGAUAGAUCCCGUCCAGCUGGCAGAGAGCACAGAUCUCGACAAACUGGGGAUAACAAGUCUCAAUCCAGGAGUGGUUGAUCUCACAAACAUGAAGCAAAUUGAUCUCGAGAAGCAUGCCAACAUUGUGGUAGCGACGCUGCUCGAUGUCCCAGCCUGAUCUUGGCAACAAAUGAAACCUUGAGAUACUUUAAGAUUAAAUAACAGAAGAAUCUACUAUACAGAGCUUUACUAGUUCAACCGUAUAUAUUUGUCCAAACCGUACUCCAGUCAUAAGGCUAAUAAAGCCAACUUGGCCUUCUUAGCCUCUGGAAUAUUUCGACAGCAGAGUGUCACGCCCAAGCCUUCAUAGUAUCGAUACUGCGCCCGUAGGAGUAGGCAGAUAUCAGACUAUCCUUAGAUACUAGUUAGAAGGAAGUUAUAAUAAAAUCGACACGAC